AUGGUGAAACCUCAAGUAAGUAUGGAAAGUAAGAGGAAAGUCAAAAGCAAGUCCAUAAGAGCGAUGCUUAUGGAUGAAGAUGAUGAGAUAGAUAAAGAUCCUUCAACAUUUGAUAGUAGGAAAAAUCCUUUUCGUAUUGAUACAAUUGAUCAAUAUGAUAGUGAUGCUAGUUUGAAUGAUAUUAAUGUUGAGGAGUGGGAUGAGUGA
Molecule: messenger RNA, 207 nt
Organism: Prunus armeniaca (apricot)
Lineage: Eukaryota; Viridiplantae; Streptophyta; Magnoliopsida; Rosales; Rosaceae
Source: the annotation of a GenBank genome assembly